AUGGUUAUUAUCUCAGCAGCGAUAUGUGAUAAAAAUGGAAUCCUUUUUAUAGGUAGAUAAUUUUAAGGAAUUACAACAAAUGAAUUAAGGGAACAAGUUCGUAAUUUUCCUAAAUUGAUUUCACCAACUUAAUAGCAUACAUUUAUAGAUCACGAGAAUCAGAGAUAUAUAUACACUCCAAUAGAUAACAUUUAUAUAGUUUUGAUUACUUCAAAAAAUAGCAAUAUAAUUGAGGAUUUAGAAGUAUUAAGGAUAUUGAAGAAUGUCCUCUCUGAUAUCUGCUAAUAAAUUAGCGAGGAGUCAAUAAAAAAGAAUAGUUUUGAGAUUCUUUUAGCUAUUGACGAUAUAAUAUCAGCAGGGUUGAGAGAAAGCACAACUACAAGUUAAGUGUAGACAGCUCUUGAAAUGGAAAGUUCAGAAGAGAAGAUCCAUUUGAUGUUAACCAAAGCAAGAGAAAAUGAAGCAAAAGAAUAAGCCAAAAAACAUUAGAUGGAAAUGGAAAGGAAAAGAUAAGAAGAAUUAGCUUAGAAAAGGAAUUAAAAACAAUCCAAAGCUAUUGAUAAUGCAUUCAAGUUACCAUAAAAUGAGGAAAAAGUAAAUCCAGCACCAAAACCUGAAGUAAUCAAUGAAAAUUUAAGUACACAAUCAUAAUCCCAAGUGACUCAAAAAUCUAAUGUGAAAUAAGCUCCUAAAAAAGGCAUGUAAUUAACAAAGAAGAAAGAAUCCACUUCAUUCGAAUGAAUUUAAUAUUAAUAAUGCAGAUAGCUAUAAUGAUUU
This is a messenger RNA of Paramecium tetraurelia, 777 nucleotides long. RefSeq lists its product as uncharacterized. Gene Ontology annotation, cellular component: cytosol; COPI vesicle coat. The record is from RefSeq and is a predicted model, not a curated record. Gene Ontology annotation, biological process: endoplasmic reticulum to Golgi vesicle-mediated transport; Golgi localization; retrograde vesicle-mediated transport, Golgi to endoplasmic reticulum. NCBI's taxonomy places the organism in Eukaryota, Ciliophora, Oligohymenophorea, Peniculida, Parameciidae. The transcript is spliced from 5 exons.